UUGGCUUGAGCCUCCUUAACCUUUACAUUAAUUGUGUGACACUAUACUUUUAAGUCUGGACAGUUUAAAUAUAUCAUGCAUCUAAUACUUUGUUUCUUUGUUCAGGAGUUUUCUGUUUGGUGUACAUGUUUAUAAAUAAGUACAUUAUCUAUGUGACUCAGAUUUCAGGCCUAUAAUUUUUUUUUUGUGUUUUAUUUUCAAAUUUGAAGACAAGCCUUAUUAUUGUUACUAUAUUCAUCAGCAAUGUGGUUUAAGUGUAAAUGAAAAAUUUAAAUUUAUAGCAAUAAUUUCCUUCUUCUUUUCUGAACUGCUUAUAAACUCAAUGUGCUCUAUUUUAAAAAUCGUAUCAUUCAGACUGAAGGCGUUAUAAGAAAGGUAGAAUGUCAGAUGUCAGUGUUCAAACAUCGACCUGGCUUCUGAAUGACACUGAGAACGGCCUUGACACUAAAGACUUGAAGAAAGACACCAAGAAGGAUUCCAAGAAAUGGGCACAACUGCAUCCAGUCCACAAGGGAUUCAGCGUCUGCCUUGUAUUGAUGAAAAUAGCACUGCUGCUUUGUAUACUGUAUUUUUUCGUCUGUGCCCUGGGAUUGUUGGAGGACUCUUUUCAAUUACUUGGAGGGAGAGCAGCAGGCGAAGCGUUCCGCAACAGUGACGUGCUGGUCAACCCCAUAGCUGGUCUGAUGAUCGGCGUACUGGCGACAGUGUUAGUCCAGAGUUCCUCCACAGCGACGUCAAUAGUGGUGGCCAUGGUAGCAUCAGAAGUGAUCCCAAUACGUUCAGCCAUACCUGUCAUCAUGGGCACUAAUGUCGGGACAUCGGUCACAAGUACUCUUGUAUCGCUGGCGCAAGUAGGGGACAGAACUGAGUUCAGGCGUGCAUUUGCUGGAGCUACGGUACAUGACAUGUUUAACUGGAGUGCGGUGUUGGUACUUCUGCCGCUGGAGAUUGCCUUCAGCUAUCUCUACUAUUUGACUAAAGCUAUUGUCACCACCAUGAACCUGCACUCGAAGAAUGUGAAGUUUGAGUUUCUCUCGGCGCUGACUCGUCCAUUCACCAGACUCAUUGUCGAGAUCAACGAGGAGGUGAUCACAGACAUUGCCAUGGCGCCCAACAUCACCGAGGAGUCCCUGGUCAUGAAACGAUGGUGCCAGGUGACGGUGGUGCAGAGGACAGUGUCCGUCAUGAGAUACGCCCCUGUGCUGGUCAAUUGCAGAGACGUUCACCGGGACUCCCCCUUCUACAGCAGCUGCACGGGCAUUGGAUCUGCAGACGACUCAGGUAUUUCUAAUAUCGUUGGGCUGUACAGAGGUUGGAAUGACACGGAAGUGAUCAACACAACAGUUCAGAGGUCAAGAUGUACCAGUCUUUUUGCGUUGACAGACAUGGGAGACAAGGCGGCUGGGGUUCUAACGCUGAUUCUCUCAAUCAUUGUCAUUCUUUCUUCUCUGUUUGGUAUAGUCAAGAUACUGAAUUCUAUGCUAAAGGGUUCCGUUGCUAAGGUGAUCAACAAGACAAUGAACACAGACUUUCCAGGAAAGUUUGCUUACCUGACAGGAUACCUGGCUUUCUUUGUCGGCAUGGGGAUGACCAUUGUCAUACAAAGUAGCUCGGUUUUUACAUCAACGCUGACUCCUCUGGUUGGUGUUGGGAUUGUUUCUCUUGAUAGAAUGUAUCCCAUGACCCUCGGGUCUAACGUCGGAACAACUGUUACAGGCAUAAUGGCAGCGAUGUCCAUCAGAGGCCCCUACAUCGGUCAAGCACUUCAGAUCGCCCUCUGUCACCUCUUCUUCAACGUCACCGCUGUCCUUCUCUUCUACCCGAUCCCAUUCAUGAGGUUCCCGAUCCCCAUGGCCAAAACGCUAGGACGAGUCACCUCAAAGUACCGUUGGUUCGCUGGGGUCUACCUCAUCGGCAUGUUUCUGGUGCUUCCCAGCGCCAUCUUCGCUCUGUCUUUCGUGGGCUGGGUUUACCUGGUAGCCGUGGGAGGGCCCAUCUUCUUCAUCUUCAUCGUGGCUACAGUUGUCAACGUCCUGCAAGUCAAGAGGCCGAACUGGCUGCCCAGGGGGUUGCGGUCCUGGGAGUUUCUACCAAAGUUCCUGCACUCUUGUGCUCCGUAUGAUGUUCUCAUUUCAUGCCGGAUUAUUACUGACAGGUGUCCGAAAUUUGAGGAUAAGAUGGAGUUAAGCAAAACCCUUACAUAGCUGCUGUAUGAGGAUGUAGUUGUUUUGUAUAGAUAAGUAAAUAAAUUUGUCAAAGAACAA
Biomphalaria glabrata is the source of this 2264-nucleotide messenger RNA. Its product is annotated as sodium-dependent phosphate transport protein 2B-like. Gene Ontology annotation, biological process: sodium-dependent phosphate transport. The record is from RefSeq and is a predicted model, not a curated record. Gene Ontology annotation, cellular component: membrane. The coding region runs from base 381 to 2204 and encodes 607 amino acids. Gene Ontology annotation, molecular function: sodium:phosphate symporter activity. Lineage: Eukaryota; Metazoa; Mollusca; Gastropoda; Planorbidae. The transcript has 11 exons.